AUGCAUUUCCUAGCGCUCCUAGCUCUGCCUAUCCUUUCGGCUGCAGCCCUAACCCAAGGCGCUCCCACAAGAAGCGGCACCACUGCCAACAUCACUCAGAUCCAUGCUUCCCAAGUCCCUGUCGGAGCCGUUCUCACCCAUUGUGCGGUCCCAGGCACAAUCGCUCUCACUUUUGACGAUGGCCCGUAUGUGUAUACGCCGCAGAUCCUGGAUACCCUGGCCCAGCACGGUGCACGAGCAACCUUCUUCUUGAACGGCCAAAACCGAGGAUCCAUAUAUGACUUCCCAGAGGUUGUGCACCGGACUUGGGAAGAAGGACAUCAGCUGGCUUCGCAUACAUGGAACCAUCCCUCUCUUGACACGCUUCCAUACGACGAGAUUGUGCGUCAAAUGACAGAGCUCGAAGACGCGUUCAUGCGCAUCCUCGGGUUCUUCCCGACCUACAUGCGUCCGCCUUACCUCGUGGCUACCCCGGCCGUCCUCACCGCCAUGGCUGAUCUUGGCUAUCAUGUCAUCAGCGCCAGUGUUGAUACCAAGGACUAUGAGCAUGACGACCCGAAUACCAACUGGGUUAGCUUUCAAAAGUUUGUGGCAGAAGUCAAUGCCGGGGGAACGAUUGUGUUGGCGCAUGAUUCGCAUCAGUAUACUGUUGAACUUCUGGUCGAGAAUAUGCUUACGGAGAUCGAGCAGAGGGGCCUGAGUGCUGUUACCGUUGGCGAGUGUCUUGGAGACCCGGCUGAUCUUUGGUAUCGUACCGGGCGAUAA
This is a messenger RNA of Penicillium paradoxum, 765 nucleotides long. RefSeq names its product chitin deacetylase. Gene Ontology annotation, molecular function: hydrolase activity, acting on carbon-nitrogen (but not peptide) bonds. Gene Ontology annotation, biological process: carbohydrate metabolic process. The record is from RefSeq and is a predicted model, not a curated record. The transcript has 3 exons. NCBI's taxonomy places the organism in Eukaryota, Fungi, Ascomycota, Eurotiomycetes, Eurotiales, Aspergillaceae. The coding region runs from base 1 to 765 and encodes 254 amino acids.